Paraglomus occultum is the source of this 1519-nucleotide messenger RNA. The record is from the annotation of a GenBank genome assembly. Lineage: Eukaryota; Fungi; Glomeromycota; Glomeromycetes; Paraglomerales; Paraglomeraceae.
UGAACCAAUCUGCUCAAACAUAAUCGACACAACAAACAAGCUUUUAAUGGAUAGAUUGCAAAUCAAACGCGAUUAUACAUGGAAUCCCGUCACUAAUGAGGCUACAAAAUAUAUUGAUGAAUUAAUCGAUAACUCUGAUACUCGCUAUAAAUUCCGUAGCAAACUUCAACUUCCAUUUGUUUCACCAGAUGAAACAUAUUCAUUUAGCAAACACUAUGAAAUACAUUGGGUCCAUCGUUUUGCUGACAAACUAUCAUUGUUUUUUGAAGCUCCACGAAAUCCGCUCUUGGAUAAAAACUCCGAAGGUUGGCUGAAUUGUCAUGUCUUGACUCCGUUGAUUGAUGAUUGCUUUUUGACGUGUGAGGAAAUUCAAAUUCAUCGAGGUGAAGAGAUAUCGUUGGCAUCUACUGAACGUAAAAACCUAUUAAGAGAUGAUUCAGAAACAUACGUUGACGAAGAUCCACAAAACUCCAAACCGAUUUCCUACAAGCAUAAAAUUUUGCGAGAAAUGAAGGAUCAAUUAGACCGUCUCUUGAAGAGGUUAAAAUUUACGAGGGAAACAAUUAAAUGGAUAAAGAACAUUGUUGUACAUGGAAUAAAUCAAGGAGGUCUUAACGGAAAGAUCUAUGCAAUGUACUAUGAUAAUGACCUUCAAUAUUAUUUCGUUUUUGAGACAUGUCGGUAUCGGAUCGGGACUACGUGGGGAAGUAUUCCGGAAAGCCUUAUGUCUUUAAAAGAUAUUCUGCGCUUAAAGGAAGAUAUAAACAAUGCUCUUGAUAUUGUUAAGAAAAUAAAAUUAAUUGCUUUACGCACAAAGUCAGAGGAUUUAUUUACAAUAGAUAAUCUCCCAGAAACAACACUAGUUUCACGAUGUGAUGAUACCCCAGUAUCUGAUAUAUCUGAUAAUGCUUCAAAUUCUAAUGAAUCCAAUAAUUUUCCGGCAUCAGAUGUAUCCGAUGACACUUCAAAUUCUGGUAAUACUCCCGAUCUCUCGUCUGAACAUAUCCUAGCACAAUCUAAAUUACCAGAAGAUAUUAUCAAUGAUGAUACAGCUGAGAUCCUUAAUUUUGUAGAAACGAAAUAUAAAGAACGUGUUAGUGAAGAGAUAAUGGAGAGAAUUAGGGAAAAGAAACUUCGAGAUCAAAAUUUAUCUUUGGAUAACGAAGUCCCAUUGCAAGGCAAUAAUAAUUCAUCAUGUGAUUCUGAGUCCAAAUCGCCUACUAAUGUAUCGCCUAAUCAGAGAGCAUACACGGAAGAGACUGGACUAGAUCCUUGGAUAAAGUCUGAAACUUCUGAAUCCCCACAAAGCGAAAAUACUGAUAAUCAUAUAAUACAAGACAAUUCGUUGGAAAUUCAGGUAACGGCGCCAAACAAAAAUCGCCUUUAUCAGUAUGCCAUCGAACAUGGAAUAAAUCCCAAAGAAUUUUCAAUCAUUACAGAGGCUGAGAAAAAUAGGUGGGCCAUGGGGUGUUUUCGUGGGGAUUUGGAAAGAGAUAUUGUUUCUAUCGUGGUGGAAUAG